CUGAAAACCUGCUGGAUUUGCUGUCUGCCCCAAGAUUCUCCCUCUUUGCAAAGUGUUCUUCCACAAAUUCUUCCAGGAAAGCCCAAGGUGUACCAAGGUGUGAGGGUGAAGAUCACAGUCAAGGAGUUGCUGCAGCAGAGGAGAGCACGACAAGCAGCCACCAGUUCAGCAGUUUCCUGGGGCAGCAGCAGCAGCAGCAUCCAGUUUGCAGAGUCUGUGUCUCCGCCUCACCCAGAACCUUUUGAAGCAGAACCCAUCCCUCCUGUGCCCAGCUGCUGCCCGUCCUGGCAGUUUUCCAGCUGCCUUUCCUGUGAGGAAAGCCCUGGGUACCUGGAGCAGCUGAUAGAUUCCUGCCUCCAGGAGCCACCCUCGGAGCCAGCCUUCAGUGCCCUGCAGCCCUCCUCACACUACACCCCAGACACCUUCCAGCCAGUCCAGCUCUGCUUCAACCAGGGCCUGGCUGCCAGCUCUCCCAGCUCAGCCGACCUGCCCAGCCCAUGGAACUCCAGCUGCUCUCCCCCUCAGCUCUCCCCCCUGACCCCGCUGCCCCCCAGCCCACCCUCAGCUCUGGACACCAAACCCUACAGCUGUCCCGUGGAGGAGUGGCCCUGCCACCCCCCCUGCCCCUUCCCCAGCCCAGCCUGCUGCUGCACAGCCUGCGGCCCCCAGACCAUGGACAGCAGGGGCCAGCACUGCUUCCCCUGCCCCAGCACGGACUGCCUGGAAUUCCUGCCAGCCCUGGCCGAGGACUUCCUCAGGAGGGACAGGAGCUGUGACAUUUGCUACAGCUAAUGGGACUGUGGUUUCACACAUCCACUCUAUCCAAAGCAGAUUAAAUUGCCCAUGAACUAUGCAAAGUUCUGCUGCCUAACAGAGUCCAGUUUAUUCUUCACUACUUACAUGUUUUUUUACACGAUGCUGUCACUACAUUAAUCUCGGGUCAGGGGUGUUUUGUUGUUGUUGUGGUGGUUUGGUGGGGUUUUUUCCCUGUUUUUAUUUUCAUUGUUGCUUUUUUUUAAAUAAAUCUGAAGCUGCCUUAUCAAACACUUGUCAUUAGACCAGCUCUUUUUGAUACGAAUAAAUCACUUGGUGCAAA
Messenger RNA from Parus major (Great Tit), 1096 nucleotides. It is a transcript of the gene POU2AF3, whose product is annotated as colorectal cancer associated 2. The annotation marks the transcript as partial. Gene Ontology annotation, cellular component: cytoplasm. The record is from RefSeq and is a predicted model, not a curated record. Gene Ontology annotation, molecular function: DNA binding; POU domain binding. Lineage: Eukaryota; Metazoa; Chordata; Aves; Passeriformes; Paridae. The transcript has 4 exons.